This is a messenger RNA of Fimicolochytrium jonesii, 2478 nucleotides long. RefSeq lists its product as uncharacterized. Lineage: Eukaryota; Fungi; Chytridiomycota; Chytridiomycetes; Spizellomycetales; Powellomycetaceae. Gene Ontology annotation, molecular function: oxidoreductase activity; FAD binding. The record is from RefSeq and is a predicted model, not a curated record. Bases 410 to 2173 code for a protein of 587 amino acids. The transcript is spliced from 3 exons.
AAAAGCUCGAAAAAUCUACGGGUUAACAGUCGAUGACAGAAGGUGAAAAGUCGCCCGACGAAACGCGCGAAGCAGCGUAAAGCCUGGCGCAAUGCUACCUUCCCCUACCUUCCCACGACACCCACAACCGACGAAUCCACGAUCACAACAACGCACCCCGGCGGAGCACCAUACUGUACAUAUUCGACGACGACCACCACCGCACGAGCCUCACGGAGCCUCCCGCGAUGUCGACCCGCAGUGCUCGGCUUGAAAAGGAAAGGGUGGGGAACGGCGUCCCCGGUCCACCAUCGGCGUAUUUUCCCCAUCUGCCAUCCCCUUCAUCUUGAACGUCUCGAGAGCAGCACCGUACCAGCAGCAAUAGAACCUUUCGCGUCGACCAGUUCGCCCGCUUUCGCAGGUCGUGGAGAUGAGUCCGUUUUCUACCAUCUCCGCCAUCGGUUCGCUGGCGCUCGCAGUCAGCACCCUGGCGGCGCCGCCCUCGAAACCCAGCCCCAUCUGCAAGUGUCUGUCAUCCGGCCCGUCCUGCUUUCCCCCAACCAGAACUCUUGACGCCUUCAACAAGACCAUAGAGGGACGUCUUGCAAAGAUCUCACCUCCCGCCAUAGUAUGCUAUCAAGGCCCCGAAUUCGAUGCCGCCGCAUGCGAGGCCUUGCGAGCCAACGCCACAAACCCUUACUUUUGGGGAGAGCAUAUUGGGGCCACGAUGUACCCAAAGACGUUGGGCGGCGAGUUUGGUGUCAAUGUUUGUCCAGCUUCAUUGAAUUCCUCGCUUCCGGACUCUGCAUGCGGACAAGGAAAAGUGUCCUCUUUCGGCGUUGAUGCUCGCACCGUGGAGCACGUUCGGAAGACCGUCAAGUUUGCUGCAGCCCAUAACCUCCGUCUGACCGUGAAGUCCACCGGCCACGAUCAAGCUGGCCGCAGCUCCGCAAAAGGAUCUUUCCUUCUGUGGCUUCAUCAUUUGCGCGGAAUCGAGUUUGUUGACACCUUCAUUCCGGAGUCUUGCACUGCUAGAGCCGGGUUGCCUGCCGUGACCGUCUCCGCUGGCGAGCAAUGGGGCACUCUUUAUGAGCAAGCCGAGGCCCGUGGCCUUGCUGUUGUUGGGGGCGCCGUACAGACAGUCGGGGUUAUCGGUGGAUACCUUCAGGGAGGAGGACACAGCCCUUUGUCUCGAACCUACGGAAUGGCGAGCGACCAGGUCCUGGAGUUCAAAGUGGUUACCGCCGACGGGCAGCUGCGCACCGCUAACUCGUGCACCAACCAGGACAUCUUCUUUGCUCUGCGAGGUGGCGGCGUUGGAUACGGCGUCGUUACUUCCGCUACGAUUCGGACCUACCCAUCUCCAAAGACGGCCCUCGCUUUGUAUACGAUUGAGGCAAAUGCCGGAAACAUCACAAAAAAUGCUGCCCUCCUGCGCCAAAAGUUUGUCGACAGCCAACCCGAAUGGGACAAGAUCGGACUCUCCGGUUACAUCGGCUUUGGUUCGACAACCCUGUGGCUUGCAUUGUUUCAGCCCAACGGCAGCAAUGCUACCAUUGCCGCUGCGCUCAAGCCGUUAUUCGAUUUUGCGGAUCCAGCGCGCUUUGCGGUCGCCGGCGUAUCCUUCGGCUCGCCCACCUUCUAUUCGGCGUACCGCAUGUUCAAGUGCUACCUUAACAAGGGGUUGUGCACCGAUACGGUGGGCGAAAACGGGGCGCUUGGCUCCCGUCUCAUCCCAACCAAGCUGUUCCAAAACCAAAAAGGCCGCGACAAGGUCGGCGCGGCCCUCUCAUCGAUUCUUGACAUGGGCACCAACUUCCUGGUUGUGCAUUUUAUCGCUGGCGGGCAAGUGUCCAACUUCCCACCUGAUGCGACGGGUCUGAAUCCUGCGUGGCGACAAGCACUCUGGCACGUUGUUACGGCCAACUUUUGGGCCGACGAUGCCAAUGCGGCUCAGAUUUUGCAGAAGAGACGUGCCACGACCGCGCAGACAAAGGUUCUCGCCAAGCUCUCGUCCCAUGCUUACAUCAAUGAGGCGGAUGAGGCCGAGGCGGACUGGCAGAAUGCGUUCUAUGGCACUCACUACAAGUACCUGCUCCGGAUCAAGAACAAGUAUGACCCUGCGGGGCUUUUUGUAUGUCAUCAGUGUGUUGGGUCGGAACGGUGGUCUGCGGACGGGAAUUGUAGAGUGUAGUAGGAAAACAAGUGGUUACUUUUUUUGAAGAUCAAUGCUACUAUGGAACCUGUUACCUACGUCUAUUGCAAUGUAGUUUACAGUACAUUCACAUCCUUCGCGCUGCAGUAUGAGCCCAGAGAGCCUUUGACAGGCUAACCGACACCCUAAGUAUAGUGCAGCAGCACACCGGGUUGCAACGUCGUCUAUUCUUAGCAUAUCCCAGAUAUACUAUAUCUGCAUCUACCCAAUAUCUAUAUCUAAUCUGCAUCUACUCCAACUGAUAUCUAUAUCUAUGAUCUCAUUUAUGAAGGAUUCGACAAAGC